GCGUCGGGCUCGGGCGGCGGCGUUGGGAGCGCAGGCGGCGGCGCUGCUGCUCGCGGGGUGCUGGGCCGUGGCGGCGGGUGAGGCGGGCGCCACCGGCCGGCCGGAGAGGCGCCUCAGCUCCACCGGGGCCCGCGGUGCGGGACCCAGGACAGAGGAGGAGGCGGCGCCCCCGCUGCCCGGGGCCGGGCCCGGUGCCCGCCCAGAGGGGCCGCGGCCGGACGUCCCCGGCCCGGAGCGUCCCGGACGCGCCUCCUGGAGAGGCCCCCCAGAGCUCCCGGCCGCCCCCUGGGGGGCCUCAGCCUCCCCUGACUCACCUGCUCCGGCCGCCCGGCACCCAGGUGCGGGGGCGUGUGCGCCGCGAGGGCACCUCCCCCGGUCGCCGGCGGGGCGGGGGCGGAGGCGGGGCCGCCCCCGGCCUCACCGGUCCGCUCGGCGCCCUCAGUCUCACCGGUCCGCCUGCCGCGCCCGGCCGCGCGGCGUGAGCUCCCCGGGUACCGCGGCUCGGGAUGCUGCCCGCCAGCGCGGCUGCUCGCGCGGCGCCCGCCGCCCCUGCCCUUGUCUCCUGGGCCAUGCUCCGCUGUUUACAUGCCGGUGAAGCCCCCGGCCACUCCGAGCCCUUCCGAGCCCCGGCUCCCCGAGGGUGAAACCAGCCGGCCCGCGAACUGGACUGGUCGCUCCGACCUGUGCUCUCCGGACCUACAUCCCCGUCCUCUCUGCCGCCUCCGCCACCAUCUGGGCGGGAUCCAGCUCUGGUGUUUUGAGGAGGGGGUGUGGUGUAGGGAAAGGAAUCCUGGGGAUUUCUGGCUCCCCCCUUUUUUUUUGGCCUUCGGGGCUUCAGACUCAGGGAACUCGCUCAUGGCUUUCUUGAUGAAGAAGAAGAAAUUCAAAUUUCAAACCACUUUCACCCUGGAGGAGCUGACUGCGGUCCCCUUUGUGAACGGGGUCCUCUUCUGCAAGGUCCGGCUGCUGGAUGGCGGGGAUUUUGUCAGCUUGUCGUCGAGGGAGGAGGUACAGGAGAACUGCGUGCGGUGGCGGAAGAGGUUCACCUUCGUGUGUAAGAUGAGCGCCAACCCAGCCACCGGCCUGCUGGACCCGUGCAUCUUCCGUGUGUCGGUGCGCAAGGAGCUGAAAGGCGGGAAGGCUUAUUCCAAGGUGAGUGGGGCUGUGUGAUGGGCCUGUGUGAUGAGGCAGUGGGACAGGCAUGAGAGAAGCUUCCAGAAGAACAUCCAGGCCCCUCUCUGCCCCAAGCAGGAGAUACUCAGCCCUACGUGAGAUGUAUAAUUUUUUGGAAAUAUCUUUACUGACAGUCUUUGCAUUUUGCACUUAACAUAAAGGCAGCAUAUGCUUGUUGCAGCACAAGUGGUACACAGGUUCAUGGAGUGGCAAGGACAGUUUCCAUCCCUCACCCUCCCCAGGCCUCCUCCCCAGAUCCCACUGUUGGGAUUCGUUAGGGUCUUUCCAUACCUUUUAAGAAAAAAAUACAUAUUAUUAAAUCUGUGCUACACAUGGAGCAAUGAAUAAAACGUAUGCCUGUGGUUUAGAGAGAUGUCAAAUGAGCCCCCAUCUCUGAACUUGUGUGCCUGUAGACAACAGGAUUUUUAAAUACACAAAAGGGAUUUGUUCUAAACAGAUUCUGCAGCUUGGUGUUUUACUUGCCAAUACGUCAUGGGCAUGUUUUCAUGUCAUCACAAAUUUUCUUUUGCUUUCUAACAGUGGCAGUGUCCCAUUGUAUGGCUGGGUGACCAGUGACUCAGCCAGUCCCCGCUGUUGUACAUCUCUCUUGUUGCCAGGUUUUCCCUGCACCCACAGACAGUUCAGCCCUAUGCAUUGAAACCUUUUCCACUGGGAAAAGUGGCAGAAGACGGCUCUGGAACGGUUACCUUUGGCUUUGAAUAAACCUGCUCUGCCCUAAACCCCCUUCUCUGUGGGGACUCGUGGCCCACCCUCUGUGACCCCCGGGAGGUGGCCCAGUGGCAGGGGAUGUGCUCCGUCAGUCCAGAGGGGAAAUGCCUUUGCCUCACCUCACCCUUCGUGGAAGGCCCGAGGGAGGUGCUGCACGGGGCGUGUUCCUUCCCACUGAUCAGAGCUCAGGAAGCUCAGCAUUCUGGGCUGUGCGCUCUGCCCUGGCCAGGGGCCGUGAUGUCCCUCUCCAGAAGCAGAGGGCGGGGGGCUAGAACUGGGCUGUGGAAGGUGCCGUCAGAGUGGAAAUUUCUCUUCCCAUUGAUUCACGUGGGUGAGGACAACUGCCCAGUCAGGAAAGAAAGUGCCAGCAAACAGCCAGAGCAUCCCGCCUCCACCCGGCAGACAUUUCUAGGACACCUAGCACACGUCAGACCUGCCAGGCCCUUCUGGUCUCUCAUGAGCCAUCCGCACGGGCUCAGCUCCCGUUGUACAGAAGAGGAAACUGAGGCCCAGAGAGGUGCUGGGCUUUGCCGACUUGAACCUGGCCGAGUUUGCGGGCUCAGGCUCUACAGUGCGCUGCUGCCUGCUGGAAGGAUAUGACACGAAGAACACUCGCCAGGACAACUCCAUCCUCAAGGUCACUAUCGGAAUGUUCCUGCUCUCUGGAGACCCCUGCUUCAAGACGCCUCCGUCCACUGCUAAGUCCAUCUCCAUCCCGGGCCAGGAUUCCUCCCUGCAGCUGACGUGUAAGGGUGGUGGGACCAGCAGCAGUGGCAGCAGCAGCACCAACUCCCUGACGGGAUCCCGGCCCCCCAAGGCCCGGCCCACCAUCCUCAGCUCAGGGGUGCCGGAGGAGCCGGACCAGAACCUGUCCAGCCCCGAGGAGGUGUUCCACUCCGGGCACUCCCGCAACUCCAGCUACGCCAGCCAGCAGUCCAAGAUCUCGGGCUACAGCACGGAGCACUCGCGCUCCUCCAGCCUCUCGGACUUGACACACCGCCGCAACACGUCCACCAGCAGCAGCGCCUCUGGUGGCCUCAGCAUGACUGUGGAGGGCCCCGAGGGCAGCGAGCGUGAGCACCGACCCCCCGAGAAGCCGCCGAGGCCGCCCCGGCCCCCGCAUCUGUCCGACCGCUCGUUUCGGCGGAAGAAGGACUCGAUGGAGAGCCACCCGACCUGGGUGGAUGACACGCGGAUCGACGCGGAUGACAUCGUGGAGAAGAUCAUGCAGAGCCAGGACUUCACGGAUGGCAGCAACAGUGAGGACAGCAACCUCCGGCUGUUCGUGAGCCGUGAUGGCUCCACCACGCUGAGUGGGAUCCAGUUGGCCAACAGGGUCUCCUCUGGGGUGUACGAGCCGGUCGUGAUUGAAAGCCAUUGAGGAGCAGGUGUUCAGGCUGGAGAAGGGCCCUGCCUUGUGGGCGGCCAGACCCGUGUCAUUCCACGAGGGACCUUCCCCGUCGGAUCGCCAUCCGCACUGCAUCUCAUCUGUGCCUCCUCCAUGCACUCCAGCCCCAUUCCUGCCCCACAGCAUCAUUCCACUGUCCUCUCAUCCAUGCCGGGAGCCUCCUGGCCUGCCAGGGCCCGGGCACCACUGUGAAUAUUCUCCUCUGAACCACUAGAGGGCAGGACACAUGGGCCCAUGAGGCAGGUGGGCAAGAAAGAUGGCCAGGACUGGCCCGAGGGAGACUGCCCUGGCCCCUUGGCAAGGACCUGCAGCAGCUCCUACGCACGCGAACAUGCUUGUGGCCAAGGGGCCUCUUGCCCUGUGUCCCAGCCCACUCCAGGAGCACUGGCUCAACGAUGCCCUGGCAGGGCCUUGCUCCACUGCCCCCUGUCCUUGGGGGGCCAGUCCACCCUCAGAAUCCUGCCACCGUGGCCCUCUGACUGCUUAGUGUUUCAGCCGUCCCUUCCCUGUGUCCUGGGGGACCCGCUGGCGGCCUCUUCCUGGGAGUCAAGACCUCAGACCCCACCUACACUCCAGACUGAGACCCUCUCCCCCAACGAAUGUUCUCCUGCUGCCCUGGCAGCCUGCACUUUGCACAUGCUCGUCUCCAGCACAGCCCCACUGGCCCCGCCUGCCCUUCCUCUGAGCCCUUCCCAAGAAUUCCUGGGCGCUGCCUGCUGUGCAGCCAGCGGCCCAGCUCUAGCCACCCGGCUGGACCCGGGCAUUGCCUCUCCUCCCACCUGUUAGCUCCAGCUCAAGCCUGACCCAUGCUGAGAAAGGGGGUGCUCCUCUGCCCAGGGCUGGGUCCUGAGCAGCUGGUUUCCCAUAGGAAGCCAGGGAAGGUGCCUCCCAAGCCCUUGGAGGUCAGGGGCCUGGUUGGGCUGGGCUUAGCAAGCCAAGCCCCCUUUCUCCCCCUCAGGGUCAUCUGGCCAGGCCAGGGCCGAUGCUGGAGAGGCAGGUGAGCUGUGACUGGACUGGCCUGGAGCUGGCUUCCUGGCCAGAAAAGCCCCAGCCCUUCUCUGAAAGCAUCCCUCUCUCUGGGCAAGGGAGAGGCGGGUCCUUUAGGGGGGUGUUCCCAGCGGGGAGCAGUCUGGCCCUGCCUCCUGUCCUGCCCCUCACCCCUCGCUAAAGCCUCUGCUCUCGGCACUUUCCCCCCUGGUCCUCAUUACUGGCUUGAAGGUGGGUCCUGGCUGCCAGCCAGCCGGUCCCUGGACAGACCUCCCCCCGCUGCUCUUAAGUUUCAUUCAUUUUGUAUAAACCCAGCAGGCUGGUGUUUACUUUGCCCUAUACUUUGCUUUCUUUCCUUUUUUUCUCUUCUCUCUUUUACUCCUUUUUUUUUUUUUUUUUUUUAGCGUUCACAGUUUGAUAUUUUCUCCUUCCCCGGAUGAGGGGAGGUAGUUCUGUUCUCUGCCCUACCUGCUGGCUGGGUCCCAGCAGGGCUGGGGAUCUGGAUGGGGGGCCAGUAUCCUGGUUCUCUCUCUGGUAGGGGUGCAGUGGGGUGGGGCUGUCCUCCCCAGGCUGGGAGCGGUCCUUGCCCUUCUGCGUUAGCUUACAGUUGGAGUCUUGGUCUUGGAACCUCCUGGCAUUGGGACCAGAGCAUUUGUAGGAUUUUUGUUGUCGUCAUCGUUUUUAAUCACCUGACUCUUAGAAAAUGAAUGUUAGAGGUGCCCACUGAGGCAGGUUGGAGCAUUUGCCCUGGCUGGAGAAGCCUCUGGUCAGCUCGUCGGGUCCCUUCCUGCCCCACAGACACCUGGCACUUUGAAAGGGAGCUGGCUGCACUGUAUGCAGAUAAAGUGAUCCCUGGAAGAUGGGAGAGCGCUGCCCUUCCCUUUGUGUCUGCAUGACCUCAGUCCACUGGGGAGGUGCCUUUGGGGUGCGUUCGAAGUUCUGGGGCAUUAGGCAUAAAACAGCUGGCUUUGGUGUUGGGGAGACUCCCCGAAACCAGGAACCCCAGCCCCACCCUAGGCGAGGUCUGAACUUGACAGUCACCCAGAAGGAAACAGAGCCUGCUACAUUCUCCCAUGCCAGGCCCUGGGCCAGGGUAACUGGACUGAGAGUUCGGCCACAACCCAAUUAAUGCUGGCUGGAGCCGGAGUCCCGGAGUCUUGGCCUCAUCCCCACGUGGGAGCCCUUUCUUCGGCUCUCUGGUCCCCUCAAGCUCAGUGAAUUCCCACCAGGCACCCACAGCUCCUGGACUUGAAAUUCUAUAUAUAUAGAGAGAGAGAAUAUAUUAGAGAUAUUUUUGGAAAGGAAUUGGUCUAUGCAAUGCCCGUUUGGAAUCUUCCUGAAAGUUUAACGUUUUUAUUAGAAGAUUUAAAAAAAAAAAAUGUCUACAAUAUUUUUAGGUUUUUUUUUUUCUGGUCACCCCACAAACUGACCACAUGGCAUGAUCUGCCAGGACGGAGAAUGUCCAUGUUUUCCUCUCUUUAGGGAGGUGAGUAGGGAGAUGGGGGGAGGGGAGGUCCUUUGUUUUUCUUUUUAAAAUUCCCCUUCUUUCUAACAGAAUGUUGUCACCACCAACCCUACCCUCGAUUCAGUGGGCUGUGUUUGUGUAUCUGUGUCUGCUUCUGUUGUAGAAAAUAACAUUGUAAGGGGAAAUCAGCCUAGUAUCAGUGUCUUGGUUUGGGGGAAGAAAUUAAAUGUUGCAGUUUUUGUUUGUUAUGGCA
Messenger RNA from Equus caballus (horse), 6015 nucleotides. RefSeq names its product estrogen-induced osteoclastogenesis regulator 1 (gene EEIG1). The record is from RefSeq and is a predicted model, not a curated record. NCBI's taxonomy places the organism in Eukaryota, Metazoa, Chordata, Mammalia, Perissodactyla, Equidae.